AUAUAAAUGGGAAACUUUUCAAUUUCAAGCCACUCCUCGCUAUUGGGCCGCAAUUCACUGCACAGAAGCAACAUGUUCACGCCAUUUGUCUCUUUCCAACCACCACCGGAUUCCCUUCGGACGCACAUAGAUUACCCAGCUCAGUCUCUAUGUACUCCGCGAUGCCCGCCAGCCGUAUCGAAGCCGUCUCACCGACACGCGAUUGUGGAGGAGCGUAGUAACGAUUGGGUUACCGUGAACGUCGGGUCAUCGCGCUCGAGAGCGCGCGCUUCCUGCCCAGAGAACUCUCUUUUUCUCGUGCGAAAAACCUUGUGUAUUGUUUUAGGAUUAGCCACAGUGGACUUGACGAGUGAUUUAGGCAAUUUUCUUGUGGGUUUUCCUUCUCUCUUAUGGAUUUAGCAGUGUCGCAUCCCCACAAAUUAGGACAAUUUUCGCUCAAUGACAUGAACAACCACUCAGCAACGCCUCCCGAUUCCCCGGAUGGCAUUUGUGCCGAUGGGAAGUCCUCACCCAAUUCACUGCCGCCGGCGGACAACAGUCUUUCGCCACCGCCCGCCGGAAAUGGAUAUCAUCUAAACGGAAGCUACCAGGCGAACUUCAUUCACGCCACGACAAAUCAGUUCACGAAGACCAGCGUGCCAAUUCGCAAGUCCUUCAACAUUGACGCCCUCCUCGCCAAGGGACACACACCCGACGACUCGCCGGACUCCGGAGGCCGAUGUCCCGCUGAUGAUGUCUUCAAUGAAGAUCGUCGCGAAUUCACUCCGAGCCCCGAGGAGAAAUACCCACGAUCUGAAUCACCGUCAUCCCAGCGAUCUAGUCCAUCCAUCAGUCCGGGUUGUGAGGAGCAGGCGCUCCAGAUGCAUCAGAUGCACCUGCACGAUCCCUUCAAGAAGCCCAUGCCACCGCAAUUGCGUCCACAGGACUUCUCGCCGCUCUACAACAACUAUCCCUACCAUCUCAUUCCCGGCGGAUCAGCCUUCCAGCGACCAGUGGAAAUGAAACCGCUUCCCAUGCCAAUGGGAAAUCACGCAUUUAUGACACAACACAUACCUAUUGAAUAUUUGGCCAGAGCUGGAAUGCUUCACCCGCGAUUUCCAGAUCUAACAGGCUGCUCGGCACAGACAAUUUUGGGAAAAACCCGAAGACCCCGGACAGCCUUCACGUCGCAGCAGCUCCUUGAAUUGGAGAAGCAGUUCAAGCAGAGUAAAUAUCUGUCCAGACCGAAGAGAUUUGAGGUGGCGAGCAGUUUACUUCUGUCGGAGACACAGGUUAAAAUAUGGUUCCAGAACAGACGAAUGAAAUGGAAGCGCUCAAAGAAGGCUCAACAGGAGGCCAAGUCAAAGGAUCACUCCAUGCACUCCAGCAACUCGGGAUCGAGUGCGUCAGACAGUGAGAAGUCGCCAUCCUCGUCCGGCAAGGCAUCGUCCGCGCCAUCAAUUGUCCAGGGAGGAGAGAAGCUCAAUGCCGACAAGUCGCUCGCGAGCCUGCCGGAGAAUCCCAUAAACAGGAACUUCGCCGUGAUGAAGUCGGGCCACAUAGUGAAUAGCUCGAGCAACGGCAGCAGUGAUCAACAUCGAAUGGUGAACAAUCUGAUGGCGUCCAAUAUGAACAACUUCAGUAAUUUGGUGGAGGAAAGUGUUCCCGCAAGUGCAAUACUGAACCGAAGAGGCGUCGUCUUCACCGACGGCGUCAUCUCCAAUGGGGACAUGUUCAGACCCUACGUUGUGUAGAUCCUGGCGCUCACUAGACGCCCUUCCACGCCUCGUCCUUGCUCAGAUUGCAGCAGGGAAACUUCGCAAAAUCGAUCUAAUUUACACGUUCAACCGUAGACUUUUGUGAACCAAAGAUAUCGAGAGGUAAAAACUUAAGCACAGUGUUAUAUUUUAUUUAAAAUGACAUAUUUUCAUCGUGUGGAAGGGCUUUUCUUAUUGUGUCCUCUAAUUAUUACAUAUACAAGUAAGUGUAAAUAGUGACUAAUUACCUAAUAAAGUCUAUCCCCAAAAUGCAAAGUGAAUGAAAAUUGAAGCAAAAGCCAAGUAACUGUAUUUAUUUAAAAACGAUUGUAUAUAUACAUGAUUUAAAAGAAAUGUGUGAAAUUCAAUUAAAUUAUUGCAAAUUCAAAACAAGUAUUAGAUGAAAAA
Messenger RNA from Phlebotomus argentipes, 2144 nucleotides. It is a transcript of the gene exex, whose product is annotated as homeobox protein Hox-C4a. Lineage: Eukaryota; Metazoa; Arthropoda; Insecta; Diptera; Psychodidae. Gene Ontology annotation, biological process: regulation of DNA-templated transcription; central nervous system development; neuron projection morphogenesis. Gene Ontology annotation, cellular component: nucleus. The record is from RefSeq and is a predicted model, not a curated record. The transcript has 5 exons. Gene Ontology annotation, molecular function: DNA-binding transcription factor activity, RNA polymerase II-specific; sequence-specific double-stranded DNA binding. The coding region runs from base 390 to 1733 and encodes 447 amino acids.